AUGAAUUCGCGAAUACUACUAGUAGCAGUAGUAGUGGUGGUAGUAGCAAUGACCUCUUUGGCGCCAGUAACUUCGAAGCAAAGUACAGAUUGUGAAAGAUCAUGUGGUGAUAUUGAUAUUCCAUACCCGUUUGGUUUAGAAGACGGAUGCUACCACAGUAGAGAUUUUCUUGUGACUUGUGAUCGAUCAUCUGGCACUCCCGUACUUUUCCUUAGAGAUAGCAAUAUUACUCUAAAUAAUAUGUAUCCUGCUGACAGUGAAAUAAGGGUUAUGGGUAAUGUUGCCCAUGUUUGCUACGACAGCCCUGAUAAUGAAACACUCAGCAACGCAUGGCUGAAUUUAAAUAACUUCUGGAUCUCAGAUACUAACAGCUUUGUUGCCAUUGGGUGUCAGACAGACGCAUAUGUUAUAGGAAGAAAAGAUACAAACCAGAUCAUUACUGGAUGCGUUUCUACAUGUAAUGAUAGCAACAUCAGUGAUAUCACAAAUGGAUCUUGCUCUGGUACUGGCUGUUGUGAAUUUACAAUUCCAGAAGGGUUGGGCUAUUCACAAGUGAGACUGACUAGCAACAAUACAAUGACAUUGAAUCCUUGUAGCCAUGCUUUUGUCGUUGAAGAAGGGGGGUACAACUUUUCUUCCACUGAUCUUCUUGAUUUUGGAAGUGAGAAGAUGCCGAUGAAACUUGUCUGGGCAAUAAUAGAUGGAGACAAGACUUGUCACACGAGUAACGCAUCGGAUGAUUUCUUAUGUAAAGGAAAUAGUGAGUGCGACCAAGAAUAUGUUGGUCCUGGAUAUCGUUGUUAUUGCAUGGAGGGUUAUGAUGGCAACCCAUAUAUCAAAGAUAACUGCACAAAUAUUGAUGAAUGUAAAGACGGAACUCAUGAUUGCGAAGAUUGGGAUAUAUGCACUGAUACUGUAGGAAGCUAUAUUUGCACUACAAAAGGAUGGGCUGGAUACACUAAAAACUCAACAUAUUAUUGUGUUAUAUUAAAGUCAAUGCUUCUUCUUGCAGGUAUCUCAGUUGUUGGUUUAUUUUUGCUUUUACUCUUUACCUGGAUAUACUUGGGACUUAAAAGGCGUAAGAAUUUGAUUCUAAGAGAAAAGUUUUUUAAGCAAAAUGGCGGAAUAAUGUUGCAGCAAAGAAUUUCCGGUGAUGGGAGUUCUCAAAUUCAAGCUAUACUCUUUACGGUAGAAGAGCUUGAAAAGGCAACCAACAACUAUGAUCAGAGCAGGAUCAUUGGAAAGGGUGGUUUUGGAACGGUAUUUAAAGGAGUUCUACCUGAUGACAGAAUAGUUGCCAUAAAAAUGUCCAAGAUAGUAGAUCAAACUCAAACCCAAGUCGAUCAGUUUAUUAAUGAAGUUGUUAUCCUUUCUCAAAUAAAUCACAGAAAUGUGGUGAAGCUUAUUGGUUGCUGCCUGGAAACAGAGAUUCCUUCAUUAGUUUAUGAAUUUAUUCCAAAUGGCACUCUCUUUGAUCACAUCCACAAUGAAUGCAAGUCGAAGGCUAUUACUUGGGAUAUCCGGCUGAGAAUAGUAACAGAAACGGCUGGAGCACUUUCAUAUUUACACUCUGCAGCUUCUGUUCCAAUCAUUCAUCGAGAUGUGAAGCCCAUGAAUAUACUUAUUGAUAGUAGCUAUGUAGCAAAAGUAGCUGAUUUUGGAGCUUCAAAGCUAAUCCCUAUGGAUCAGAAUGAAUUGGCAACACUGGUGCAAGGAACACUUGGCUACUUGGAUCCUGAAUACUUGCAGACAAAUCAGCUAACUGAAAAGAGCGAUGUUUAUAGUUUUGGGGUAGUACUAGUAGAACUUUUGACCGGAAAGAAGAUUAUUAACUUCGAAAGGCCAGAGAAAGAAAGGAAUUUAACCAAACAUUUUAUAGCUUCUAUAGACAAUGAGACUCUAUUAGAGGUUCUUGAUGAAAACUUGCAACUAAAGGAAGUUCCUCAUGAUAUCAUCCUAGUUUCAAGGCUUGCCCAAAGAUGCUUGCACCUUAAAGGAGACGAAAGGCCUACCAUGAAGGAAGUGGCAUUAGAGCUAGAAGGAAUAUCGGCAUCAAUGAUUGACAAGCAUCCAUGGGUGAAAAGCACUUCAAGUGAAGAAGCAACUGAAUAUUUGCUUAACGGACCAAGUGAAAACUAUGAAGACACUGAUGACACCGAUUCAAGCACAUCAACUUUUUAUAGCAUGAUCUGCAAGCCUAAGAUAACACCAAUGGCUAGUGGUGGGUAUAGGUAG
Messenger RNA from Erigeron canadensis, 2235 nucleotides. Its product is annotated as wall-associated receptor kinase 5-like. Gene Ontology annotation, molecular function: protein serine/threonine kinase activity; ATP binding; calcium ion binding. The transcript is spliced from 3 exons. Gene Ontology annotation, biological process: cell surface receptor signaling pathway; protein phosphorylation. The record is from RefSeq and is a predicted model, not a curated record. Lineage: Eukaryota; Viridiplantae; Streptophyta; Magnoliopsida; Asterales; Asteraceae. Gene Ontology annotation, cellular component: plasma membrane. The coding region runs from base 1 to 2235 and encodes 744 amino acids.